This is a messenger RNA of Rattus norvegicus (Norway rat), 16118 nucleotides long. The record is from RefSeq and is a predicted model, not a curated record. Lineage: Eukaryota; Metazoa; Chordata; Mammalia; Rodentia; Muridae.
AAGUGUUAGCUAACUGUACAAAAGGGAGAGAGCAAAUGGAUUUCAGUCACUCUUUUAUCAUUUCCUGUCCAUCUUAUAAUAAAUAAUUAACCUUACUCUCAUUUUCAGUUUACUCAUCUGAAAGUGGGCUAAGUGUGAUCUACUGCUAUUGUUAGAGCAUGGCAUGAGGUAAUGUAUGAUAGCCCAUGAUGAAGUGUAAGAACUACAGAACAUGACCCACAAUUAUUGUACUCAACAGACUGCAAGCAACUUCCAAGAGGCAGCAAUACCUACUUAAGUCCCUCACCACCAUCCAUGGGAGUCCAAUGUCUGAUAUCCAAGGCUCCCUUUUAGUGAUCGGACACUAUCUAUUUGGAUGCCAGGGUGUGUUAUUUAUAGCCUUCUGGCCACAAAUACUGUGCCAAAUCUCAGCCUGUCAGAACUUUGUGCCAGUUCCCCACUGCUUGUGGCUUCUGGCCUAGUAAACAUCAUCUCUAUUUCUGUGAAUCAGGUGUGGUUCCUGGAUCAGAGUUUAAUGUGAGCUCCCUGGCUAACCUGAAGGCAAGAUUGACUUGUAUGUGAAGUGAUACUAGACCUCAUGGUGCUACUUGUGUCUUUAGGCCACUACCUUCCUUGGCCUGAGACACUUUGACUGAAGGAGAGCCCUAUCUAUGUUCUGGCACAAACAGUAGUCAACCAGGUAUUUGGGAGAAAAAAAAACAGAAGUAAGCCAGAGAAACCUGGAUUCCUAUCUGCCUUAAUAAGCUCAGACUGUUAUAACAGACCAGCAAAGACUGGUAGCUUAAAGGGCAGACAUUUGUCUUUCUUGGGCAAACACAAGGUCAGUGAGUAGGUAGAUUUUGUGUCCAGUGAGAAGCUGCUCCUGUCCUUGCUGGCAGAUGCCUUCUUGUGUCCUUACAUGUCCUAUAUGCCUUGCAUGUGCAUGGAGGUGAAGAGAACCUUCUUUUUCUUCCUGGGAGAGUGUUAAUUCUAUCAUGAAGCUCCUAUUCUCAUGACUUCAUCUAAGCCUAAUCACUUCCCCAGAAGCCACGUCUCCAAAUACAGUUGUGUUGAGAGACAUAAGCGUUCUUCCUAAGUCGAUCAGGCAGGGUCAGGCAAUAGAGAAUCUUGCUUCUUUCAGUAAAUGUUUUCUCAUGUGCAUAUUAAGAACAAUAAUGGGGCUACUUUGGGGAACAUCUCCAUGGCCUGUAGUCUAGGCCUCUAUCCUGAAUAGCCUGUAUAGCCACACUGGCUUAGUUAACACCACCAUAGACCUACGAUAGCUUGAACCACUUGUAUCCAAUGUCGGGUAGCUUUAGGCCUCACCACUCUUACUCUUGAAUCAUGUUUUGGGGAUCUCUGUGUUGGGGCACCUUGAGAAAAGAGGUCACAGUUCUCCCUUGACAUGGAGAGGCCUACAGUUUGCCCAUUUGCCCAAUAGACAGUCCCUGAAGCAGAGCAUGGGAUCUCAGCAGGGGACAGGAGCCCACAGUAGGUGGCCUCUUUCUAGGACCCCUGCUGACUCACAGUCCUUGGAGGCCAAGGGGGCAAAACACCCAUUGUAGGAGUUCUGCCAUCCUCACACUGUGAGCUAGCAGGGGCUGUGGCCAGGCUUCAGGGAGCUACACAGUCUUCUUCCAGCAUGCAUGCGACUGGAGCACCUUUCCUACUGGUCAUCAGCCUCCAUUCAGUUUAAGUUCUUUCCUGCCUCAUUGUUGCUGCAGCUUGGGGACAUCAGUGCCUGAGAAAUACCGUUUUGUUCUUUGCACCCCCCACACAUCUUAGCAAGUGUUUGUUGAAUGAAAGCUUCAGAACAUCAAGCAGCUGUGGGCGUGCAUCGCUUCUUCAAAGCAUCAUCUGUAACAUGAUGUCCAAUUUCUGGGAUAAUCAUGUGUGUUACAGGCCACGCACCUCUAGAAACACACCAUGUAUUAAUUAAGAUGUCCACUCCCUAGCAACCUUGAUGUGUCUUCUGGUGGUAUUUGAGGCUUCAAAACUGUACAGUUGUCUGUCCAAAGCCGUGUGUUUCACAUGUGCAGUUUCCACCAGACAAAACACAGUUUAAAUUUUCACUGUUACACACAGCUGUGUGUGCGUUGGCAUAUUCAUGGUGGUCACAGAAGAGUCAGCUCUCUCCGCCCACCACGUGGAUUGCAGGGAUCAUCUCAGGUUCUGAGAUGUGCAGGCAAGUGCUCUUGCCACUGAGCAAUCCCUCUAGCUCAAGUCAAAGUAUUUUCAAAUUUUGCAUCUACAUAAAACAUUAACGGACCUUUCUCUUAUCAUUAUUCCCUAAGCACUGUAGUAAGCACAGCAAAGACUUACAUGGUAUUCACUAUAACUCAUAGACAGAAGAGUUAGAAGAUACAACACAGACUGUGGGUCUCUGCAUCUGUUUCCACCACUGAUGAAGCCUCUCCGGAGACAGCCAUGCUAGGCUCCUGUCCGCAAGAAGAGCAGAAAAUCAUUUAAUAGAGUCAGGGUUGGCUCUCUCACUGGAUGGGUCUCAACUGGUGCAGUCAUUGGUUGCCUGUUCCCUCACUCUCUGCUCCAUCUUUAUCCCUGAACAUUUUGGGUUGAAGGUUUUGUGGGUGGGUUGAUGUCCCCCUCCCUCCACUGGAAGUUCCAUUUGGCUAUAGGAGGUGACCACUUCAGUUACCAUAUUCCCCGUGGCUCCCUGCUCAGGAGGACACCACAGGAAGACCUGCAGAGUCAACUGACCUGGGCCCAAGGGUUCUCGCAGAGACUGAACCACCAACCAGGGAGAAUGCAGCAACUGCACAUUGGUAGCAACUACACAUGGGCAGCUUGGGCUCCAUGUGGAUCCCCUAACAACUGGACAAGGGCUGUCUCUGACUGUUGCCUACUGCUGGUUCCCCUUCCCUUACCUGGACUGCUACCAGGUUGGUCCUCAGUGGGUGAGAAUGUGUUUAGUCCUACUAUGAUAGCUGUUCCACGAUGGGGCAGUGCCCUAGGCGGGCUUUGCCUUCUCUAAGGAGAAGAGGAGCAGUAAAAGGGAGGAGGGAUUUGUCAGAGUGGUACUUGAGGAAAGGAGGGAUCAGGAUAUAAAGUGAAUGCAUAAUAAAUACAUUAUUGAAGAAAAAAUAAAUAGAGAAUACCUAGCAUUCAGGCACAUGCCAGGAACCUCAGCAUUCAGGAAGCAGAAAUGGAUGAAUCACAACAAAUCUGUAGCCAACCUGUCUUCCCUACAAGCUGCAGGCUAGUCAGGGCUAUGUAGUGAGACCCUGUCUCAAACACAACAAACAAAACCCACACCAAACCCCAAAACGAACAAACGAACAAGCAAGCAAAAAAGAUACAGACGGUGUGUAUGGUAUAAAUAUAAACAUUACACAUGUCACAUAAGGGAUUUGAACAUCGUAGAUUUUAAAAUCCCUUUGAGGUCUUAGAUUCGAUCCCCUUAAGGUAUAAAAAGGGACAAUUGUAAUUAUAUUAAAAUGAUGCCAAAUAGUGAACCCUCAGUCAGGCAGCAGACAGAGUCAGAGUCAGAUGAAGACUUGGUUUGUAAACCAAGGAUAGGAUUCUCAGGUAGCCAAUUUUGAGAGCACCGUGGUCUUCAGCUUCCUGCCUGCACAUCUGUGAGAGAAAUGCCUGGUGCUGGAUCCACUGAGUCUGCCACAUCCUGUGUGGCCACACUACCACAGUAAUGCAGUAUUCCAUGGGGAACAGGCUGGGCAGAAGUGUCAGAACACUGGGCACAUGAAGAUUAACAUUUCCAUCAGACAUUUGGCACUUGCAGUACAACUUUUGUUUCUGAAACUAGAAGCUUAAAAUUUGUAAGCAUAAAUUGAAAUUUGGGAUUAAAUAGAGGAAAAAAGGCAAUCACUUUCUUUGGGGUGCAGGACAUGUCUUCUACUGUAUUGCUCGUCAUGCCUCCUAAAUGGAAACAGCACAGUUGGGGGAGAAGGAAAAAGGGAAGAUGUGUCCUCCAGCGAGGAAGGCAGAGAGGCCACGAAGAGAGAACAGAUCUGAGAGGACUGCCAGAUACCAGAGCAAAGCAGACCUCUCAGGAGUCACACUCAAGUUCUUAAAGGUGUGCGUUGCUGAGAUUGGCUGUGAGGAGAACGUCUUGAGCCAAUGCGAUGCAGUGUUGAUACGGCCUGGUCUGCAGUAUUACAGAAGAUCCAGGGAAGAUGUUACACUAAAGGAGAGUCAUGGGACACCCCCCCCGGCAUAUCCCCACCAGGGCUCAGGGACUCACACCAGGAAGGAGUCUAAUCUGUGCUGUUCAGCCAGUGGAGAUUUCCUCAGAUGUCCUCUAAUGCUGAAGAAGAGCUGAAGAAAACUUUGGUUCUUGGACAGUGAGGAGUAUGUUCUAGAGUUCCUGCCAUGUUCCAGGUUUAAAUUCCUUAAAAUCGUGACUGUGCUGAGAAUAGAGAUACAAGAACUAUGGGACAUAUCAAUGAACUUAUUGGUGUCUUCAGUUUAGCUCACAUCUGUACCCCAACAGUUGGUUACUAAUUCAAGGCCAACCUGGGCUACACAGUGAGGAUCUGUCUAAAAGAAAAAAAGGAAAAUAUUUACAAUCUUAUACAUGCAUAUUCAUAAUAGGCCACUUCUGAGAGGGAAGGGGCAAUGUUAGCAAUUUUCUGUUCCAGGAGCACUUGGCAUGUUGUCAGACAAUUAUAAAGUAGAUCGCUUAUGUUUAGAUAAAGUAAUGUCAGCUAGAAACUAAAAAAACUGUGGUGUGAUAGCACUUCCUCUCUCCAGAUAGUUCCAUGCUCACUGGACCCUCAAUCAGACAGAACAACUGCAAAAGCAUUCAUCGUUCUUAAACUCAUUUUAUUCUCCUCUUUGAAGUUCCACAUUGCCUAUGGACAGUAAGAUGCGUGUGACUGUGAAAAGGCUCUCUGGCAGCUGAGACAGGCUUGUUGGCUGGAACAGAACAUUUACAGGAGGCAGGUCAGAAGACUCUGGAAGAGGGUGUGAGCCUGUCCACAGGUCAGGAACAUUGUUACAGGGUAUCAGGCCACCUUGGAAAAGUCUAUAGUUUUAAGGAAUAACCUGGAGAGUAAUAAGCUCAAUGUCAUAAUUUACUGACUCUAAGAUGACACUCUACCACCCUUUAAAUGUCACUGAAUCUACACUGAAAUCCAGGAGAUACUGAUGAGCGGCCAGCUCAGCUGUGCAUGUCCAGACUACAUGGUGCCCUUCUCUUGUGUGGGUCCUUUGAUUGAGGGAAAGAUCUCCAGGAGCAUUAUGCUUGCCUUUGCGUUCAAGAGAGAAGCCAUUAGGACUGAAAAAUAACACAGACACAGCAACAGGGCAUAGGCAUGAUGACGAAGCAAGAACUAUGCUUCCAGUGAGAAUCAAAGUCUGUGUGGAAUUCAAGGUGGGAAAUUUCCUACAAGAAUUGGGAUCUGUGUUCCAUUUUGUAACACAGACAAGAAUAUAAAAGGAAUUACCACUGAAUAAAAGGAAUUACCCAGCUGGGAGACUGCUGGUAGUUUAAAAUAGUGUCUGUCAUAGGGUUUCUAAUGCUGUAUGGUAAAAUACCAUGACCAAAAACAACUUGGGGAGGAGUGGAUUUAUUUAACUUAGUCUCUCACAUCACACCCCAUCAUAGAAGGAAGUAAGGACAAGAACUGAAGCAGAGGCCAUGGAGAAAUGUUGUUUACUAGCUUGCACCCCAUGGCUUUCUUACAGCAUCUGGGACCACCUGCCCAGGGAGGAACCACCCACAGUGAGCUAGGAUACCCCCACCCCCCACCAUCAGUCAUCAGUUGAGAAAACGUACCACAGGCCAGUCUGCUAGGACAUUCCCCCAAGUGAUUCUAACCUGCGUCAAGUUGAUACUAAUUACCAGACAGCACACUCUCUUAGAACAUACUCUACAGUUUCCUACCAGCUCCUGAGGUCACAUACAGGAUUCCAAGGAGAUCCCAUUGCCUAUGAGGUACCUUGGGUCACACCGAAGUCUUUACCUAUUGACAUUGAUGAUACCUUUUCUUUUUCAUGUUUAUAUAGGAGUGAUCUUUGAGAAAAAAACACUAUCUAAGUCCAAAUACAGAAUAGAAAUUUCUAUAUUGCGGACAGCAUGGAAGCUGUAAGUGAUAUAAACAUGGUGGUUCAUCAUUAACUUAGGGGCUUACUUCUUAUCUUAAUUCUUGUUUUGUUAUAUUGUGGUAUUUUUAAUAAUUAUGGUGACCAUGAUUUUUCUGUUUCAGUGAUUUUAUGUGUCAAAUUGAUUAGGCUUUAAUACAAAACCAUUUGGUCAGAAACAUCUGAACAUAGUUAUAAAGGUUGCUUUGGUUUCUUAAACAAGUGAUUGAAAUUUAGAUCAGUACAUUUUUAGUAAAGUUCAAUCGGGUAGGUGUCAGCCAAUCAAUAAAUUAAAUAUUCUAUGAAUUCUACACACACACAGAGAGAGAGAGACAGAGAGACAGAGAGACAGAGAGACAGGCAGACACACACACACACACACAGAGACUGAUGCUGCUUAUGCUUCUUUGGAGAGCAUUGGAGACUGUAGACUUGUAUAUUGUGUAGUUAAGGUCACUACAAUUUGCUGAUUCUGGAUCCAGAUCUCCAAACCUCAGCUAAGUCUUCUAUAAAGUAAGGAUAUGGCACCAUCUUCACAGAUUUUUCAUGGGACUCCAAAACAUGAGAAAGUUAAAGCAAUUGUCCAACCAAGAUUAAAAAAAAAAAAGAUGAGUACACUUUUUGAGGGAGAAUAUUCGACAAGCAAUUGCAUCCCUUGUUCUCUGGGAGUUAAAUAUUAUUAUGCUCCUUUGCCUACUAAAAUAAGCACUACUGAGUAAGGACUAGGAAAUAGUCUGAGAUUGUUUCAGGCAUAUUCUACCAACAGGGACUGUGUUCCUAGCUCCCUUUGUAAAUAGAGCUAAUUUCCAAAAAGGGGUAUGUGCAUCUGUACUGAGUCUCAUAUCAUAGGGCCUGCCGUCCACAGGAAAUUAUGUACUAGGUGCCAACUCCUACCCUAUAAACACUAGCUACUAAGGAAAGAAAUUCUGAGCAUAUCAUCUAGGCUAUUCUUCCAACCAAACAGCUCUGAUUUUUCUCAUCCCCAUAUUUUGGGAGCAUGCCCUGCCUCCAGCCAGCUAUGUGUCUACAGUGGAUGUGACCAGUAUAGAUAUCUGAAGGGGGCUUGUUAGGACUGCUUUGGAGAAAACUGACCACACAAUCCACUGAUGUUCAGGGAAACAUAACUUUCCCACAAGAGGAGUUGAGUGGAUGAGGAUCCAACCACCAUGUGGUCACCUGGGGACUGAGAGAGGCCUGGGCAUGAAUGAGGACCUCUACCACCAAAUGGUCACCAAGUAGGAUAGGUUAAGAGAGGGAGAUCUAGUGAAUUAGAACCUUGGCCAUCAUGUGGUCAACGUGAGGUUGGGAGAAGCUGAGAGAGGGACUAUCUAGUGAAUAAGGACCAGGCCACCAUCUGGUUACCCAGGGGCUGGAAGAGGCUAAGAGUAAUGAUCUAGUGAAUAGGACUUCCACCACCAUAUGGUCACCGUAUGGCUGAGAGAGGCGAGCCAAGGAGACAUUUCUCUGCACCAAGUUUCUGCCUUGUCAGCUCUCCACCUGUGAGGAGCAGGAGCUCCGCAUUUAUCUAAAUCCCCUUUACUCCCAAAUUGGUCUUUUCAUAAGACAGUUUCAUUUUCAAUGCUAAACAUAAUGAAAAUAAGUAGAUUUUAUUGUUUAGAAGAUUCAUAGCAGCAAUAACUUUGCUUUCAUUUCCAUAGAUCUUUAUUCACAGUUCGACUGGUGACUAGAAAGAGAAAAGGAAAUGACCUGCUAUUUCACUUAAGCUAAAUGCAUUGACUUUUUACAAAAUUAAAUCUUCAGUAAAUUAACUUGUGUGUCUGGGUUUCUUAUAAAAGCCAGAAGAGAUGCUCAUUGUUGCUCAUUGUUUACCUGCAGCUUAGGAGUGACUCUGUCCUCUGUAAAACUUUAUUCCCUCCAGGAGCCAGAGGAGGCUUCUAGGCUUUACACUGACACUGAGCUGGGGAGAGGACAGGCGUAGAAUGGCCCCCUCAUUCCUAUCAUGCAAGUAUAAGUUCAUGAAGGCAGGGUCAUGAUCUUUGAUCCUACGCAGGCUCCAGCAUCUAGAUCAAUGCAGGCAAUAAAUAUCAUAUAUUCUGUUAUAUUUGUUAAGUAAAUGAACCAAUCAUUUACCAAUUUGCCCCCAUAGUAUAUAAGAAUGACUGAUGUAUUUUUUUAAAAAAGAAAGCAACUAUUUUACACUUAAAUAUAUAGUUAAGAUUGCCAUUUGCUUUCUGCUUAGUGCACUAAUCUCUUUAAAGGAACAAUUGGCAGCUCAGGGAAGGAGAGCUUGCUUUGAUAGACAUUAAGUAUACCACAAAUACACAGUAAUUAAAAAAUGAGAUCUUGAGACAAAUACAGAAAAAUAGGCAGAGGGAGCUGGGAGGCAGACCUUAGUGUGGUGGGAGCUUAAUAUUCAUUAAACAUAGCCACAAAUCAAUAAAGAUUUUAAGUGGAAACUUUAGAAACUUCCUAUAUAGGGGAAGUCUUAUAGAUAAAGGAAAGCAGAACUGGACUGAUACCAAACCACACCAAAACAUUAAAAAUAAAGGCUUACUCAUGGAAAACAGGUCUGAGAACUUAAUUCAGGGAAGCUAAGAUAGGAGGGACUUCUAAAAGGGAGAUUUAAGAGCACAUGAGAUGGGGUCAUUCCAGAAUUAAGAAUCUUAGAUUAAGGGCUCUCUUAGAAAUCAAUUUAAGUGAAAGAUGGGAAGGAAAUAUCUAUAAUAUCAAGAAAAGUAUAUAUAUAUAUAUACAUAUUUUAUAUAAAAUUAUAAAAUUCCAAGUUAAUAGGAACUGAGAUGAGUCCAACUAGGAAAACCAGUGGUGGUCAAUCUUACUUGUCAGCCUGACUUGAUUUAGGAUCUCCUUGUCCACUUGCUUCUAAGGAUGUUCAUGAAAGCAUUUCCACAGAGAUUUAGCAGAUAAGAGAAGACACCUCCUGAGUAUUGUUGACACCAUCCCAUGGGCUAGGCUCCCAGACUGUUGAAAACAAAGAAGAGAAACAGCACCAGCAUUUCUCCUUCUUUUUCCUGCUGAUAGAUGUAAAGUGUUAGCUGUAUUAUGUUCCCACCAGUAUUCUUCUCCAUUAGAAUGGACUGAGUCCCUUCAAACUGUGAGCCAAAACAAACACUCCCACCCUUAACUUGCUUUUGUCAGGCAUUUUACCACAAGAAAAGACACUAACAUAAUAGACAUUUUGCAAAACAGGAAAUUCCCCAGACUAGACAGCAAAAGAAAAGUCUCCAAGUCAUUUUUAAUCAGAGCUUUGUGCCUUAGAAAGUAAUGAAAUGACCUUUUGUAAAUCAGAAGGACCUUUGACAUCUUCUGAACCUACUGAGGGUAGCUCUGACCACAAUGUGAUUCUUCCUCACCCCUUCCAGAACUGUGUCUUCAGACUGAGAGAUGGCAGAUAGAAAUAUAUCUGCGGCUGGAGAGAAGGCUCAGUGGUUAAGAGCACUGACUGCUCUUCCAGAGGUCAUGAGUUCAAUUCCCAGCAACCACAUGGUGGCUCACAACCAUCUGUAAUGAGAUCUGGUGCCUUCUUCUGGCCUGCAGUCACAUAUGCAGGCAGAAUGCUGUACAUAAAAUAAAUAAAUAAAUCUUUAAAAAAAGAGAGAGAGAUGAAAGAAAUAUAUCUGCUUCAUACUUUCCCUUGGUGGUGCAGAGAUUUUCUUCUAACUUGUGUUGAUUUCUUAAAGAGGGCUUUUAUCCAUCAGGAAUUCUUAAUUUCAUGCUAUUUCAUUCAUUACUGUAGCCUUCCAAUGUUCACUCUCUGUGUAGGAUGGAUGUUUCCGAGGAAGGAGGCAGCUUGCUCAAUAGUGGGGGAGGAAAGAAUAUGAGCAGAGAGACCACUGCAGGGCAAGAUCCAGACCGUGGAAGUUGAGAGGAAGGGAAGUAAGCUUGAUGGGCACCCUAUGCCCAUGAAGUCCAGUUCCACUCAUGCCUCUACCCCAGACUGAGUAACACAGACCACUCACAACUACCAUAAGUCCACAAUCAGCCCAGACAGUGAAGCAAAGUCCAAAGACCCCCGAUCCUGAGACAGGAUGGAGGAGAAAGACCCAUCUGUUCUCCUUAGCAGAAAAGACAGUCUUGCCACUUUUGUUGCAAAGAGCGCUGGAAGCAUUCUCACAAGAGCAGUAGGAUAAGGCAAAUGACUCUACAGCUGUUUUCAGCAUCCACAUGCCAUUGGUCACUUGACUGUAUGUGAGUCAUGAUUUGUUUUGUGGGAGUGGAGAUGAGGAUGGCAACUGUGUCCAUGUGGCAGGACCACACAUGGUUUCUGAGCUGCCAGACCAGCCUUUGCUUCACUCUAGGGCUAUGAUCUGAAGGCUGAAUGAAAACCCCUGUCUUACCCACCACUGUGGUAUCAAUGACUAUUGACUAAGUUCUUCAGUCCCAGCCAAUGUUACAGGCACUGAGUCUGCAGAGGUGAACCCACACAUGGCUGUGCUAAGAAGCUUGUGGGGGGAAAUGGGGAAGGACAUGGAGAAUGAAGAACCCCAUCAGAUGGUGAGGAACACCACAUGGAGAAUUAAAACAGACUGGUGGGAUAGAGGGUGAGGCAGCAUCAGCCUGAGGAGGAAGCAGAGAAGACGGUCAAGGGAGACCUGAAGAGGUGGGGACAGACACAGAGGGGCUUGAACAAGAUAGAGAGAUGCUCCAGAUGAGGAUAGCUAGUGGGUUGGCAUAGGACCAGCAAGCUAGUCUAAAUGGCAAUGGUGGAAUGGGGAAAUGCCUAAAAUGUGAUGGAAAGAGGAGACGGGCAGCAUGCUGGUAGAUAUCUUCCAGGCCUGUCUGUGGAGUUUGGGUUUCUGUUCAAAGUGGGAGGUCAUUGUGAGGUUUUCAAUUAGAGGUGCUAGACUCUGUUUUCUGACAUGCACACACACACACACACACACACACACACACACACACACACACAUACACACACACACCACACACACACACACACACACACACACACACACACACCCCUACCAUGACCACAUCCUCCUCUUCUUGAUAUGUAGAAUCAGAUCAGAAGGAAAGAAUAUGGUGCUUGUCUGUAGGCACUCAGUCACCUGGGUAAAAGACAGCUUUGCAUAGUCAGGUAUUGGCAGGAAGGUGGCGAGCAAGUAGAAGAAUGAGCAACAGAUGCCGGGUUGUCCUGUUAUUGCAGUGGGAGCCGAGGAAACACGGCAAUGGAGGUCUUGAACACUACGACUGAGAAGCUGGAUAGCUGAGAAGGGAAGAGGAACGAACUAACUUCAUCCUGCGGAGUCAGUCCUCAGGAGCUGUCUGGGCUCUCACUCCUCCCCUGUUGCAGCAAUGGGCCAUUUCCAUCCAAGGCGGUGCCAUGCUGACCCAAAUGCCUGAGUGCCAUUCACCUCCAGAGAGUGAGGAGUCUGAAAAGUGGCAGUGACAGAAGAGGAGACCAUUGCGGCUGAAGCUGCGGUACAUGAGGAGAAGGAAGAAGGAGUCUCCUAACUGGUGCCACAUACAUCAGAUGGAUGGUCUCUAGCCUGCUUCCAAACCUGCCCUCGGCUGAGUGCUGGGCAGCACUUCUACAUGAUCCUAUGACGCUUGAUAUGGACGCAGUCCUGUCAGACUUUGUUCGGUCCACGGGGGCAGAACCUGGUCUGGCCAGAGACCUGCUGGAAGGUAAAAACUGGGACCUGACAGCUGCGCUAAGCGACUAUGAGCAACUCAGACAGGUGCACACAGCCAACCUGCCACAUGUGUUCAACGAAGGGAGGUGUGCCAAGCAGCCUGAGCGAGAGCUACCCCAGCCUGGGCACAAGGUGGAGCGGCCUUGCCUGCAGAGGCAGGACGAUAUUGCCCAAGCAGAGAAGCGCCUUUCCCGGGGGAUCUCCCAUGCCAGCUCAGCCAUUGUCUCCCUGGCCCGAUCCCACGUGGCCAAUGAAUGCAACAAUGAGCAGUUCCCACUGGAGAUGCCCAUCUACACAUUCCAGCUGCCGGACCUGAGCGUGUACAGUGAGGACUUCAGGAGCUUCAUCGAACGGGACCUGAUUGAGCAGGCCACUAUGGUAGCUCUGGAGCAAGCAGGUCGCCUGAACUGGUGGUCUACUGUGUGCACGAGCUGUAAAAGGCUUCUUCCCUUGGCCACGACAGGGGAUGGGAACUGCCUCUUACAUGCCGCCUCGCUAGGAAGAGUCACUUGGUUCAUAUAUCUAAGCCCGCUGGGAAGCAUACACAACAGCACGGGGUCGGGGACGGUCCAUGGAAUGUGGGGCUUUCAUGACCGGGACCUGGUUUUGCGGAAAGCUCUCUACACCAUGAUGAGGACGGGUGCCGAGCGGGAAGCUCUAAAGCGGAGGUGGAGGUGGCAGCAGACACAGCAGAACAAGGAGUCAGGGCUGGUGUACACUGAGGAGGAGUGGGAGCGAGAGUGGACAGAGCUGCUAAAACUGGCCUCCAGCGAGCCUCGCACACACUUCAGCAAGAACGGCAGCGGCACGGGUGGUGGUGUGGACAACUCUGAGGACCCUGUGUAUGAAAGCCUGGAAGAGUUCCACGUCUUCGUCCUAGCCCACAUACUACGGAGACCCAUCGUGGUGGUGGCAGACACCAUGCUAAGAGACUCCGGUGGAGAAGCAUUUGCACCCAUCCCGUUUGGAGGGAUCUACCUGCCCUUGGAGGUGCCUCCCAACAGGUGCCACUGCUCACCCCUGGUUCUGGCUUACGAUCAAGCGCACUUCUCAGCCCUAGUGUCCAUGGAACAGAGAGACCAACAACGAGAACAAGCUGUGAUCCCUCUGACGGAUUCGGAACACAAGCUGCUGCCCUUGCACUUUGCGGUGGACCCGGGAAAGGACUGGGAGUGGGGAAAAGAUGACAACGACAAUGCCCGGCUAGCCAACCUCAUCCUGUCCCUAGAAGCCAAGCUGAACCUUCUACACAGCUACAUGAAUGUGACGUGGAUCCGCAUCCCCUCUGAGACCCGGGCUCCCCUUGCACAGCCAGAGUCUCCAACGGCCUCGGCAGGGGAGGAUGUACAGUCCCUGGCGGAAUCGCUGGACUCGGACCGCGAUUCUGUGUGCAGCAACUCCAACAGCAAUAACGGCAAGAAUGGUAAGGACAAGGAGAAGGAGAAACAGCGCAAGGACAAGGACAAGACUCGCGCGGACUCCGUGGCCAACAAGCUGGGCAGCUUCAGCAAGACGCUGGGCAUCAAGCUGAAGAAGAAUAUGGGCGGGCUGGGCGGCCUGGUGCACGGUAAGAUGGGUCGUGCCAACUCUGCCAAUGGCAAAAACGGCGACAGCACCGAGCGCAACAAGGAGAAAAAAUCCAAGUCGCGCAAGGGCAGCAAAGAGGAAUCUGGAGCAUCAGCUAGCACCUCGCCGUCGGAGAAGACCACGCCGUCGCCCACGGACAAGGCGGCAGGAGCAUCGCCCGCCGACAAGGGCAGCGGGUCAAGGAGCGACGCCUGGAAGUACAGCACGGACGUAAAGCUGAGCCUCAACAUCCUGCGCGCCGCCAUGCAAGGCGAGCGCAAAUUCAUCUUCGCCGGCCUGCUGCUCACCAGCCACCGGCACCAGUUCCACGAAGAGAUGAUCGGCUACUACCUGACCAGCGCGCAGGAGCGCUUUAGCGCGGAGCAAGAACAGCGGCGGCGGGACGCCGCGGCGGCGGCCGCCGCAGCCAACGCCAACGCCAACGCCACGGCCAAGCGGCCGGCGCGCAGGCCAGAGGCAGAAGGUGCGCCAGGCCCGGAGCGCGCCUCGCCAGGCCCGCCAGCCGCGCCGCCCACGCAGCUGGUGCUCAAGCUCAAGGAGCGGCCGAGCCCCGGGACUGGAGGGAGCGCACGGGCGACUCGUGCGGCGGGCGGCGCGGCGUCCCCGGGUCUGGGCGGCGGCGCACGGCGCGUGGCUCCCGGCACAGGCGGACCGACUCCGGGCCGCAGCCCACCCGCGCCCACGCCCGCGCGCCAGAGCGUCAUCCACGUGCAGGCGGCAGCCCGGGACGAGGCGUGCGCGCCGACUGUGGGCGCGCUGCGGCCGUGCGCCACGUACCCGCAACAGAACCGCUCUCUGUGGUCGCAGAGCUACAGCCCAGCGCGCAGCGCGCUGCGCACGGUCAACACGGUGGAGUCGCUGGCGCCCGGCGGAGCGGACGCCCCGGGGCCCGCGGAGCACAAGUCGCAGACCUACAGCAACGGCUUCGGCGCAGCCCGCGACGGGCUGGAGUUCGCCGACGCCGACGCGCCGGCCGCGCGCUCGAACGCUGAGUGCGGUCGCGGAGGCCCCGGGCCCGCGCAGCGGCGCUGUCAGCGGGAGAACUGCGCGUUCUACGGGCGCGCGGAGACCGAGCACUUCUGCUCCUACUGCUACCGAGAGGAGCUGCGGCGGCGGCGCGAGGCGCGCGCUGCGCGACCCUGAGGCGCCCAGGACUGCUUUUCCAUCCUGUGGGUCUUUUUUUACUUGCUCUGGUCAGCCGAAGGGCCGGCGCCUCCUCAGUCAGUGCCGUGUACGUGUUUGGUCAAACGUUCCUAAUGGUGCCUGAACCUACACUGAUGCCACUCAGGUAGUAGACGGAUAGGAAACAAGUCAUACUGUUGGAAGUGGGUGUGCUAGCCUAGCAUCUGCCUCGUACCUGUGGAAACUCAAUAGCCAUUGCAAGAGUAUUUUUGUUCCUCUAUACGAGAAAUAAAGAAAAUCGCAGCCCUUUGUUUUUAGAAGGGAGUGUUUUACAUGCUUUUUUUUUUCCUAACCUAGGGACUGACCUCUUCCAAGUAGCGGUCACUUGCGUGCGGUUGAUAGCACGCAGGGUGUAGAAGCAAACACGCAGCCCGGCCUGAGGUGGAGCUUCCUCUGCUGCUCCUACCUGCUUCCCACCUGGGUUCCUGGAGACCUCCAGCAGGCACCUUGCUACCCGCUGACGCUGGCCCCUUAGGACUCCCCACCUCCAUCUCAUAAGCAAACCCUCCUCCCACACACCACACCACACCACACCACCCCACACCACCCCCGGCUCCAACAACAUUCACACUGCCAUCCAAGCUGCGGGCGACCACAGAAUGGGCACCGGACAACCUACCUCUCAGGGCAUGGUGAGGUGUAGCGAUCGCUCUCAGUGCCGGGCAGCUCAGGUGACAGGGGCUUCCCAGAGACAAUUGGGGUGUAAGAAAGCAGGGUCCUGAACUCCCAAUCGGAUCGGCCCACCUCUGCGCCAGCAUGAUAGGCUGGUCAUGUCUCCUUUGAAGACACGUGUACAGUGAACUGUCGCUGGAGGGCCCCUUAGGAGGUGUGAUCACAUCCGUGCCCCAAAGGAAGGGACAGAAUUGACCCCUUGGUCACUGUGUCAGCCCCCAUUGGGCUGCUUUGAACCCAGCCUAGCCCCCUUCCAUAGUGUAGGGGCUGAGAGAGGCCGGGAGGGAAGGAAACCACCCCUAACCCACCUGCCUCUGUCAGGGUUCAGCCAGGUUAAAGGGCUCUCUGCUGGUGGAGACCCUUCCCAGAGCGGCCCUGCUCCUGGCUCCAUGCCACAUUGAGGGAGCAGCCAAGUCUCCGAGCAGUCUCCUCUUUGGUGCCUCCUACAUUUCUUGAGGAAAAUUUAAAAAAUAAUGUGUCCUUAGCUACCCUGUUUUGAGCAGCAAUAUGCAGCCUCUUCCUUCCAAGAUUACCUCUGCAGACCACUGUUCUUGGCCAAGGACACUGAGGAGCUAGUCCUCUCGAAAGAGCUAGCGAGCUUGCUUCCAGGAAAUAUGGAUAAGAUGGCUGAAAUCCUCACUAACAAAACAAUACUUUUAUAGCCGUGAGAGCUUUAGACUAACCAGCCCCUAAUAGCCCUAAGAGAAGAGAAAGCACCUGCUUAUCCUCAGAAAGUACAGGAGAGGGGUUACACCUUCACUGGAGCCAGCUCGUGCAAGGAUGCUUCAUCCCGUGACAUCCAGAGCAGCAAAAGCAAAAAAUAAAAAUUUUCAAAAGAUGGGGAGGGAUCUUUUUUUUUUUACUUGUUUGGAAAAUUAUAAUAAAACAACUGAGUAUCUCCUGUGAGUAAUUUCUUUUUUGUUUUUAAUUAUUCCACAGCCUGAGGAAUCUUCCGUAAUGUAUUCAAGUUUUUGCAUAAAGUGGUUCCUUAAAUCAAAGUUAUUUAUUAAAUAGAAUCUUUAAGAA